This is a messenger RNA of Tigriopus californicus, 4166 nucleotides long. RefSeq lists its product as uncharacterized. The record is from RefSeq and is a predicted model, not a curated record. Gene Ontology annotation, biological process: positive regulation of epidermal growth factor receptor signaling pathway; signal transduction; positive regulation of fibroblast growth factor receptor signaling pathway. Lineage: Eukaryota; Metazoa; Arthropoda; Copepoda; Harpacticoida; Harpacticidae. Bases 851 to 2482 code for a protein of 543 amino acids. The transcript is spliced from 3 exons.
CUCAUCGUGCUUGAGCAUGAAACAGAUCUGGAUUCUCGAUCCAGCCAUGGCUACUACUUCAUGAACUUGAACCAACGAAAAUCGAGCGGACCUGAGGUUGAGAAGCUUAAUGAAAGGGCCAAAUGAGCUUGUCGGUAGGUUCGCUUAGUCAGAAGUCGGGGAAUGUCGAGUGAGGAUGGGAAGAUGCAGGACGGGAUGCAUCUCUUCUCAGCCAGUCCAGAAGCUGGCAAAUAUUGUUGUUGAUAAUCUGAACAACUAGAAAUGCAUCUGUGCUCACUCAGAAUCCGGUUUGCAAGCAGAAAUGUCGUGACGAGUCAUGUCAACAUUUGGAAGGGGAAUCAGUGUAUAUGUAUGUCUUGCACGGAGGAUCUGAUUUCGUGAACGAAGCCGUCAUCCUGAAGGGUAUCAGAGAGUGGAAAGAUUGCACGAAAGUUGCUUGGAAAACAAUCAUUCGGGAUGAGGUCAUUUCAUUCAAUUGGAAGACAUUUCGCUGUGUGUGCUCAUUGAGAAAUUCUCAUCGAGUGAUACGUACAAUGUACAAAAGUGAAUGAGCUCACGACGCCACAAUAGCCAAGCAUUCGUCUAUCCCGCAUACCGCAAACCAUUGCGGAAAGCCAAUCUGAAUUGAGUGGAGAGUGGACUACUCUAUUUAGGAUCGUCGAAGAUUACUUAAUCGUGUCCAAGGCAGCCAGGAGGCUAACGGAAGAAAGAAACCCUCCUCUCCAACUCCCGAGAUCCUCCUAAGGGCACUUAGGCAGGCUAAAUAAAACAUUCCAGAAGCUCCACAAGAAACGACAUGAAAUCAUGGAGUUCGUGAAUCGCUGAUUCACGGCAUCAUCAUUCGGCCAUCAUGUUGAAACACUGUAGUCCAUCGGCUGUUGAUCUUUCAAAAAGGUCAUCCAUCUCGCGGAUCAGGGAGCACGAUGACAACGAGGAUUUGCAAGGUCCUCUAGCGUCAUCGUCUUCAUCCUCGACAUCUUCUUCAUCGUCAACGUCGUCGUCGUCCUCUUCGUCUUCUUCUUCCUCCUCAACCAGUGGGUCGGAUUCGUUUAGUCUCCAAUCCUCUGGAUCCAUUCACUCUCAACAUCAUGGCAGCACUCAAACUGACCUGGUCAUUUCCCACUUCAAAGAUGCCGCCACAUCGCCCUUGUUUAGAGCGAGGAGGAUAAUCCCCCUGGCCUCGAUCAUAAAGCACAGGCAACAGCAAUUAGUCCCGGAUCACUCCGAAUAUGACCCGGGCCAUUUGCACCCGGGAUCUUCUUUGCCCAGUUUUAGUCACCCCGCUGGAUCUAGUUUCAAUGCCAAUGCCAGAAUUCCCAUCAAGGUCUAUGCCAAGUGCUUGCGAUCCGAUAUUGAAUACAAGACUCUGAGUCUCAGCCCUCAAACCACUGCCAAAGAAUUGAUCUGGCUUCUGUUGAGCAAGUACAAAAUGCGACAUCGCGAUCCCAAGCUUUUCUACUUGACCAUGGACAUCAAUAUCAAAAGGACCGGGAUUCCGUUGCAACGCUCUUUGUCUUUGGAUGAUGAAUCGCGCCCAGUGGAGCUCAAGUCGUGUCACCCUUGGGGCGAGUGCAAAUUUACCCUCCAAAUGCGAAAAGGAGGCGUGGUACGAAUUUACGAUAGUGUGCUCAUGGCCGAAUCCAAAUAUAAGUGUUUACUCAUCUCGGAGACGACCACGGUGCGAGAAGUUGUGCAGAUCCUCUUUCAUUGUUACGGUCUGGACGCUAACGGGGAUCAGAAACGUUCAAGUGAUCGCUAUUGUAUUUUCGAGCAGAACCCCGCCCGAUCGUUUGAGCGUCGACUCAAUUCGGAUGAGAGGCCCAUCUUAGUGCAAAGCCUUUGGCCUAAUCCUUCCAAUUGCAUGUUUGUUUUGCGAUUAACACACUCAUCGUCCAGUUCUUCCUUGUCGGAAAUGGUGGUGGAAGAGGCCGAAACCAUGGUUGAUGUGCCUGAUGACCACGAAGGCGAGGGAGAACAACAAGAAGAUCAUGGAGAAGAGGAAUCUCCUUUGAGCCAGCGAGUGACGUCGUCCCGAUCUCCAGAUACGAGAAACACCAAAAUUCCCGGACGAGAAGAUUUGGACACUAGUUAUGGAAGUUCAGGGGAAUCCACAGCCAGCAGCGACUUCUCAGCCUUACGGUUUCACGAUUCGCCCGCGUUAUCGUCCACCAGAUCUGACGAGAGCAGUGGAGGCGAUUCGGGUCUCCUGAAGUCCUCACCAGACUUUGUUCCUCAUUAUCAAAAGCGAACCUCCAAUCCCUCGGGCGCCACAUCGACGACCACCAAUCAUCAUUGUCAGCAACUCAAGCCAAACACCUUCAAGAUGGUCUCAAGACAGAUUUCUCUGCAUUCUCUCUUGGAGACUCUACCCGCAGCCUCUGUCGACACGGGUGUGUUGGACUCCAAAUCAAGAAAGACUUCAUUAAGUUCUUUGUCCCUGGAUAGCCGCUCAUCCGACUUCGAUAGUUACUUCUAUAUCUGAUAUCCAUCCAGUCGACGCUCAUGUGAAGGGAACCGAGUGUUUAUGGCCAGGACGAGGGAGAGGACAGAUGCCAUAAAAAGCGCGAUUCAAAGAGUGAAAUUAAGCCCAGGGUCAGUCAUAUUUGUCAUAAAUCUUCCGUCAUCAACUUUUUAUCCAUGGUGCGGGCAAAAAGAGGAAGACGUCGACGACGUCGACGAUGACGACGAUUCGCCUUGGCCAGCGAUGACAAAGUGAGUUGAAAAUGACGCUACGCCUUUAGAAAAUUUGAACAAGGCUGCCCAGAGGUUCUUGACAUAUUUUUUUCCAUCAUUCUCCGUGACCUUAACGGUUCUUACGCAACGUCAUCAUCAUCAUUAUCCGCAUAGUAAGGGAGACCCUUCUUCCCAAGUUCAUUCUCUUCCAAUUUUUGCCUUCAAUUCAAUGGCGAUUGACAGGGGAAAAGACAGAAAGAACGAGUGUUUCGUGACACCCUUUCAUCCCAACGCCCCGUGAAACACCGAGUAGUAGCGAAACCGGCGAUGCAUCACAUCUCGAUGUUGCGAUAUCAGGAAUAAGAUGGACAAAGAAACAGCCAAGACAACGACUGAGCGAGGAGCCUUGACUGAACUUGGAAAUGAGUGGCAGAUCCCGCCCUUCUAAUGGCCUCCGUGGACUUGAACUUUUGGCUCGUAAGUAUGUGCGUGUGGUCCCACCCAAGAAGAUGUUCUCGAAACCGUGUCAGUAACGACAUCGACAUUAUUACGAUGUGCCCGACUACCACGUGAUGAUGAGGCAAGAUCGGAUCUCCUAAUUUUCGCCAUCCUCCAUUUGUGAGUGGGUAUUUUUUGCAUCAAGAAACUUCAUCUCGAUGUGGCUCCCUCCCUCCCUCCUUCCCUCCCUGCACACAUAUACACACACAUUCAAACCCGUGAUCAUGCCAGUCAGUCAGUUCGUCAGUCAGUCACUGAAUCAUCAUUGAGCGGGAGUAAAAGUGGAAAAGACAGGAAGUUUGACAAAGAAGAAUUAUGACAUUGCUUACUUUGACAAUUGACUUGAUUUUCACUCAUGAGAAGCCGCGAACGGAACGGCGACCCCCGAACAAACUCUCACUCUUUCCCCUUUUCCCUCCUGUAAUUUGCUCGCUCGACAGACAUGAAGCUGAAUUAUCCUCGCAAACAUUGGCUUGGUUUUCAACGACCAUUUCCUCAAAUGUGAUCUAUUCAUCCCAUGAGAAAGUGAAACGACCCCGGAUUAUUUGUGUCUUUUUUUUGGAGCCAAUUUUCGGAUUCUCGGUCAUGGCUUGCUUAUUCAUUUUGGUCCAAUUUGCCGACUUACCGAAUCCAGCCUUGAGCCACGAGUCACUUUUUUGCAGCUCGCAUUUUGUUCGCAAUUGGAGAAAGUUUUAGUGGGUUGCAUUCAAAUGAAUGUUGUUGUUGUUUUUUCUUCUUCUUCUUUGGAAAGAGGGUUAUGCCAAAUUUGUCCGUCUUAGGAAGCUUACCUUUUGGGAGCUCUAGGUUUCCUCUUGUGCAUCAUCAAUCUAGUCCCUGUUAAACCCCUUUCAAAGUCAAAGGCUAUUGGCAUUAUCAGAUUAAUCACCAUGAUUAUCCUUUUGUAUUAGCUUCAUGAUUACCACGCAUCUAUUAUUUAUUCCCUAUUUUAUCUACUCGUUUUUGCAAGAAAAAUAAAAGUCCGUUUCACAAUCUAA